CCCCCAAUCUCAUCUUCAUCUUCUUCUUCUCUCACUCUCAAUGUGAGCUCUGACUGUGUGCGUUUCAGGCGGACGUUGAGACCGAUGUUGCGGCGGCCGGAGUCCCAAAGAAAAGAACGUUCAAGAAGUUCAGCUUCAGAGGCGUCGAUCUGGAUGCUUUGCUCGACAUGUCAACUGACGAACUCGUCAAGCUCUUCCCUGCUCGAGCUCGCAGAAGGUUCCAGAGAGGUCUGAAGCGCAAGCCCAUGGCUUUGAUCAAGAAGCUUCGCAAAGCGAAACGGGAGGCCCCACCUGGUGAGAAGCCGGAGCCAGUUCGUACCCAUCUGCGUAAUAUGAUUAUAGUACCAGAGAUGAUUGGAAGCAUUAUUGGUGUUUACAAUGGGAAGACCUUCAAUCAGGUUGAAAUCAAGCCUGAGAUGAUUAGUCACUACCUUGCUGAGUUCUCAAUUUCAUACAAGCCUGUGAAGCACGGUAGACCUGGUAUCGGUGCCACCCACUCUUCAAGGUUCAUUCCUCUCAAGUGAGAUCUGUGCCAGCAGCAGUCUAGAUAUCUGGGUUGUUUUAUUGUCUUAUUUUCAUAGGACUGGAUGGUGAUGAGAUUUUUGUUAUGUUCUCUCAAUUUUCCUUUUAUGCUGUGACUUCUGAUGCUGGUUACUAUAUAUGAAGUUGAUUUUCAUUUUAGAUUCUAUAGCAAACACUUUAUUAUCAUAUUUAUAUUGGUAGUUUAGUACGAAACAAGGUAUUAGCAUGGUUUUGUAUUAUGAUAUCUCCGCGUGCUCGCU
Fragaria vesca subsp. vesca is the source of this 782-nucleotide messenger RNA. Its product is annotated as 40S ribosomal protein S15-like. Gene Ontology annotation, biological process: translation; ribosomal small subunit assembly. Bases 168 to 524 code for a protein of 118 amino acids. NCBI's taxonomy places the organism in Eukaryota, Viridiplantae, Streptophyta, Magnoliopsida, Rosales, Rosaceae. The transcript has 3 exons. Gene Ontology annotation, cellular component: cytosolic small ribosomal subunit; ribosome. Gene Ontology annotation, molecular function: RNA binding; structural constituent of ribosome. The record is from RefSeq and is a predicted model, not a curated record.